Messenger RNA from Hemibagrus wyckioides, 1276 nucleotides. It is a transcript of the gene aktip, whose product is annotated as akt interacting protein. The coding region runs from base 217 to 1098 and encodes 293 amino acids. The transcript has 10 exons. The record is from RefSeq and is a predicted model, not a curated record. Lineage: Eukaryota; Metazoa; Chordata; Actinopteri; Siluriformes; Bagridae.
GUUGGUACCGGUCUGCCAGGAAAUAGCUGAAAUAUCUAUAAAAGUGCUUUAAAAAUGUCCGCUCGCUCCGGAGUUUAGGAUGGUAACAAAUCCAUGGUUUCUCUUACUAAAAUCGGAGAUAAAGUAAAUUUAGUGGACAGUUAGCAUUGCAUUGGGUGUAUGUGAAUCUUGCAUGAGAAGCAUAGCAGCACAACCCCUGCGCUUGCUCAAUGAGUAAUGAGUACAUUCUGGAGCAUGUCGAUGAACGCCGGCCGUAAGAGAUCUGAGAGCGAAGAGCAGGGUGGUCCGGGCGACCAGAAAGCCAGUCCGGCUCGUCCUCCUUUCGGGAAGAAGCAGCUCCCCACCAUACCCAAGAAUGCCGUUCCAGUCACUAAAGCCUCUUCACCAGCUUCAGCGACGCAGGCUACCAACGGCACCCACGCCUCCUACGGACCAUUUUACCUGGAGUAUUCCCUACUCGCAGAGUUUACGCUGGUGAUAAAGCAGAAACUCCCAGGCAUCUAUGUUCAGCCCUCUUACAGAUCAGCCCUGAUGUGGUUCGGGGUUAUUUUCAUCCGCCACGGCUUGUACCAGGACGGCGUUUUUAAAUUCACGGUGUAUAUUCCCGAUAACUAUCCGGAUGGAGAGUGUCCCAAAGUGGUGUUUGAUAUCCCGGUGUUUCACCCACUGGUGGAUCCUGUUUCUGGAGAGCUGGAUGUCAGGAGAGCAUUCACCAAAUGGAGACGGAACCAUAACCACAUCUGGCAGGUGCUAAUGUAUGCACGGACAGUCUUUUACAAGAUUAGCACUAUGGAACCUCUCAACCCUGAGGCUGCUGUAUUAUACGACAAGGAUGUUCAGCUCUUCAAAAGCAAAGUGGUCGACAGCGUGAAACUAUGCAACAGCCACCUUUUCGACCAGCCCAGGAUCGAUGAUCCUUAUGCAAUAAGCUUCUCUCCAUGGAACCCAGCUGUGCACGAAGAGGCGAAAGAGAAGAUGUUCACACACAAAAGACGACCUGAAGACCAGCCCAAAGGACUCCAGGUUUCAGGACUGUCGUGGGUGAAACCCGGGUCCACGCUGCCGUUCAGUAAAGAGGAGUAUCCCCUCCAGACCUGAGUCUGAAUCUGCAUCACCAGAAGUGGCGAGGAUGGUGUUGGUUUUGGUGGUGGUGGUGUUAAUGGUGCAGCAAGACUCCAUCCAGUGCCACUUGGACUUGCUGUGGCUGCCUAAGUCCUAGAAAUCUCAAAGCAGUUCCAUGAACUUCCUCAUGAUUUUUUUUUUUUUUUUUUUUUUU